This is a messenger RNA of Striga asiatica, 1901 nucleotides long. The record is from the annotation of a GenBank genome assembly. NCBI's taxonomy places the organism in Eukaryota, Viridiplantae, Streptophyta, Magnoliopsida, Lamiales, Orobanchaceae.
UUUCCAAUCAUUUAUAUCCCACUAACAAUUAACCAUACUAUCUUUUUCAAAAUUAACUCUAGUUAACUAAAAUAACUCAUUUUGAAUGAAAUAUUUCAUAAACAAUCACGCCCUAAGCAUCUGAUCAAUCAUCCGAUCCCGGCCAUGGCAGGAAUCUACGCUUUCAAAUGCCCGUGUUUCCGGCUACCGUCUUCCGCCCUUCCCCAACGUUCAAACCCAUUUCAAGUCCCUCGGCUAAAAUUUACAACAACCCGACCCUCAACUUUCCACAAGAUAUACGCUUUAACAAGCAAUGAUAUAAAGGUGGGCCUCAACAUUGAAGUUGACGGGAACCCAUGGAAGGUUAUUGGUAUUUCCUCUCAACUUUGCCCUCUUACUAUGUGUUUCUUGUUCUUUCUCCCUUUUUUUUUUUGGGAAUUUCAUUUGGAUUUAGUUGUAUGUUUGAGUGGACUGAACUGCGGUGUUGAGGAAUUAUUGGAAUCGUAAGGCUGAGAUGCUAUAACGAGCACCUCAAAGCUCGGAGCUUUCAGUUGAAUGUGCUCUUAUGUCCGUGUGCUCGACGUGACUUUGUGAUGUGGGCUAUGGACUUGUUUGUGCUGAAAAAUUUGUGGUAUUGUUCAGAGUUCCUCCAUGUCAAACCUGGGAAAGGGGCAGCGUUUGUCAGGACAAUGUUGAGGAAUUAUGUAACUGGAAAUCAAGUUGAGAAGACUUUUCGAGCUGGAAGCAAGAUUGAAGAGGCCGACAUAUUCAAGGAAACCAAGCAAUUCAGUUAUAAGGAUGGCGCUCAGUAUGUUUUCAUGGACUUGACUACCUAUGAAGAAUAUCGUCUCAACGAGUCUGAUGUUGGAGAUAAAUCAAUGUGGCUGAAAGAAGGCAUGGACUGCAAUUUGCUGUUCUGGAAGGAUAAGAUCAUUGAUUUUGAACUCCCCAACAUAGUGAAAUUGACUGUGGUUCAAGUUGAUCCAGGUAUAAAGGGCGACACAGUUCAAGGAGGAUCUAAGCCUGCUACACUUGAAACUGGUGCUGUUGUUACAGUCCCAUUGUUCAUAAACAUUGGCGAUGAAAUCUUGGUGGAUACAAGAACUGGGCACCAAAUAUUGAGGCUAUUUCAUGGAAGUCUCGAUCGGCUUUUAUAUGGGAGAUCUGAUGGUCCACCGCUCGACUGGAAUUGCAGAAUGAAAGUUGCUCUGUGUACCGCGCAAGGUCUUACCUUUCUGCACGAGGAGGGACCCAUUCAGGCAAUGUUCCAUGAUUUCUCAACCUCGAAUAUACAGAUUGACAAGGAUUUCAGUGCAAAGCUUUCUGGUUAUGGUUGCAUCGGCCACAUUCCCGAGACGGAUAUCUCCAGCAGCUCAGUCGCUGUGGCAAAUCUUUCGGUGGAGACUCUUGAAAGGGGCCUUUUAACACCAAAGAGCAACGUGUGGAGUUUUGGGAUUGUGCUUCUCGAAUUGCUCACGGGUUGUCCCUUAUCUCAGCUGAAGGGUCGUUUUCCGGCCAGAGCUGCCCGGACAGUGGCUGAUAUUGCUCAACGGUGUCUCCAAGCGGACCCCUCUGACAGGCCCACGAUGAGGGUUAUCGUUGAGCACCUCAAGACCAUACAGGAUUUGAAGUACGCGUCUCGAUUUCCUCUGCAGGAGCCGGGAAAAAUUGGCGGCAAACAGAUGUUCAGAUCACCCAGCCUAAACGGGAUUGUGCCCAAGGCCACAAGAUCGAAUCUUUCUCCUUCUCCUCCUUCGGCUAGACCUAAGUCUGUUACACCCUCGCAUGGGCUGCCACUGGCUCUGCCUCCCAGAUCGAGUUCGUAUACGCUGUUAUUAGAGGAAAGUGAUCGGCAGGAAAGCCGUAGAUUCUCUUCUUCCUCCACCGUUUGUAGGUUGAGUGUGAAAGAUUUUGAUAGUUAG